CAUAUGAACUCCCCAAAAUACCCCAUUCCCCAAGGCAGGGAACACCCCUGUGAGUGCAGGCCCUGCUGUCCACACCCUGCCGUGUUUAUGCAAGAAAAUACAAUAGGGGUUAACUAUUAUUCUUUUAAAAAUUAGAUUUAUUUUUUUAAAAUAGAUCAUUGCCCGUGUUCCUUGAACAAUUGCAGAAACUUGUGCAGGUAAUGAACAGAGGAGGAGCAGGGCUGGGAGCUCACUGAGCUGCCCUUGCUGUUGGAGUGAAGGUUGUGAGCACUAGGGCUGGUUUACCAGCAAAUGGAUGUUCAUCUUUUCCUCCAGCUGUGGCUGCAUGCUAAUGAUUAUUUUCUCCUUUCUGAGGGUCUGUGAAUAUUGUGAAAAGAGAAAGUGUUGGGAGAAAACCAAUAAACCAAAUUGGCUGGGCACUCAGGCAUAUCUGUCAGGCUUUGGUGGUGGUCUUUGAGCUGAAGGCUUGAUCCAAAGAUACAGAGAAACUGCAGAGUGUAGUGUCUUUCCAGAAAAGUGCCACUUCCCUGUGUUAAGAUGAAUAUGGUGUUUUGAUUUUUUUUAAAAGACACCGUUCAUGAGAUAUUCUGAAAAGGCAAGUUGCUGGUUGUUUUAUGAUGGGAUGUUCUGUCUUGUAUUCUUGUGUUUAGAUGGCAGCAGCAGAGGACGCAGCUGUCCCGUGGGUUCCCAGGGCCCUGCUGCCCUCGGGCUCCCUGCUCUCGACCCCAGCACUCGUGGCUCCCUCUUCUCCUUCCGCAGCCUCCAGUGGCUGAUCCCUAAGCUGGGCAUCAGGGACUUCCACCUACCAAAUGAGGAAUUUGGAGUGCUGAAACUAGAGAAAUUGAAAUCUUGCCCUGUGAAUGACUUGGAGGAUUUUGUGUCUGGGGAUGGUGUGGCUCCAGAGGACACACCAGAUGCACAAACAAAGACAAAAGAAAAAAGUCUCAGGAGUAAUUUGAUUUUGCCUUCCAAACUUGGAUUGCCUGAACUUCCUUGCAUGGAAAGCCUGACUUCCAAGAAGGAGCUUUCCACCCAUGAAUUGCUAUUUACUCCCAUGGGGACUGUCUUAGCUGAGGCUCCCACUCACCCUGAGUCUCAGAUUUCCUCGUCUGUUUUUCCUGCUGUGGGUGCAACCCCAGAUGUUUUACCUUCAGUGCACAGUGAGGUCUUCCCUGACACAUCUGUACCUGCCUUGCCAGCAACCCCAUCUUCCCCCAGAGGGGCAGCUGCCCUGGUCCUGGGGGAUGUGGCACACAGAGACCCUGCUGUGCCACUGCACCCUGACAGCUGUGCUGCAGGGGCUGCCAGAAGCCAGGAGGAGCAAGGUACAACAGUUCCUUCAGCAGCUGAAAGAGGUCCUGAGAAUAAAUCUGAUGAGACUGUGUCCUUGGAGAAUCAUCAGCAGUCAGAGAACAAAGAGCAGGAAUCCUGCAGAGCUUCACCUGAACAGAAAAAAGAUGUAGCAGAGCAGUUGACUCCAGUGCUGCUGGAUGGCCCCAGAGAAGAGAGCUUGCAGUUUGUGUCAGAGCUGAAGGAUUCCUCGUGCUCGUGUGCCGUGGAUGUGAGCACGGUGUGGUGGGCAGCAGCUGGCCGCAGGGAGCUGCGAGUGGUCACUGCCUCCGAGAGCGCCGUGGCCCUCUGGGAGCCCCUGGCACCCGACUGCUGGGGCAAGGUCUACACCUGGCACCUCACAGAGAUUCCUGUAAUCCAGAUUGUUCCUCUGCCAGACACCUGUAACCUUGUAUGUGUAGCGCUGGGAGAGCUGGAGAUUGGAGAAAUAAGGCUCUUACUUUAUUCUUCUGAGACUGACUCAUUCAAGCACUCCCUAGUGAAAACUGGGAACAUAAAAGCAGUUGUUGGGCUGAAGGACCAGAGGCUGGUGAGCAGCAGCAGGACCAUGCAGGAGCAGCAGCUGGAGAUGGUUUUUCUCUCAGAGACAGGGGGGUGCAAGGAGAGGCAGACUCUGAUGGCUCCUGAUGAAACUGUUACAGCCUUUGCUGAAGUGGAAGGGAUGAGAGAGGCCUUGGUGGGCACCACUGCAGGGAACAGUGUUGUGGUUUGGAAUCUGAAAACAGGUCAGCUCCUGAGGAAGAUGCACAUUGGUUAUUCCUACCCAGCUUCCAUCUGCCAUCGAGCGUAUUCUGACUCUGGCCUUCUGUUUGUUGUUUUAAGCCACCCUCAUGCCAAAGAGAGCGAGUCCUGUGGCAGCCCAGCGUUCCGUUUGGUGGCCUUCAACCCCCGCACGGGCCGGAGUGCGGGGCUGAUGUUCUCGUGCCUCCCCCCGGGCCGUGCAGGCAGGUACCUGGAGGGUGACGUGUGGGACACCGCGGGAGCCGCCGUGCUGACGUCGGGUGCCGUGGCCGUGUGGGACCUGCUGCGUGGCCGCUGCACGGCCGUGCUGCCCGCGGGCCCUGCGGGGCGCUGGGCACUGGCUCGCUGGGCCGCCGGUGGGACCGGGCUGCUGGCCGGGAGCCGCAGCGGGACCGUGCACCUGUACCGGUACCGGCCCCCCGAGCCCGGAGCCGCCUGACGGAGCCGAGCGUGGGUGUGUGCGGUGCCAUUAAACGUGCUGCCUUUGGAACGA
Molecule: messenger RNA, 2584 nt
Organism: Cyanistes caeruleus (blue tit)
Lineage: Eukaryota; Metazoa; Chordata; Aves; Passeriformes; Paridae
Source: RefSeq, a predicted model, not a curated record